Messenger RNA from Cephus cinctus (wheat stem sawfly), 562 nucleotides. It is a transcript of the gene RpS20, whose product is annotated as 40S ribosomal protein S20. Lineage: Eukaryota; Metazoa; Arthropoda; Insecta; Hymenoptera; Cephidae. The record is from RefSeq and is a predicted model, not a curated record. Gene Ontology annotation, biological process: translation. Gene Ontology annotation, cellular component: ribosome; cytosolic small ribosomal subunit. The transcript is spliced from 3 exons. The coding region runs from base 159 to 524 and encodes 121 amino acids. Gene Ontology annotation, molecular function: structural constituent of ribosome.
AGUUGGGGUCGAAGGUGUUGCUCAGUGUUGCUUCGACUUCAAGUCUAUUGAAAUUUCCUUCUCUUUGGACACGUGCAGCGAGUACGUGAGCUGGUUCAGCGCUGAUCAGUUUUUUCCAAUUGUAACUCGAUCAUCUCGACCAGGAAAAGGAACUUAUAAUGGCGAGUUUGAAAACCGACAAUCCUGAAAAACCAGGACAGGAAGUAACUCCUAUCCAUCGUAUCAGGAUUACUCUCACUUCUCGCAAUGUUCGUUCUUUGGAGAAAGUGUGCUCUGAACUGAUCAAUGGAGCGAAGAAGCAAAAGCUAAAAGUUAAGGGACCUGUGCGCAUGCCUACAAAGAUUCUGAGGAUCACCACUCGUAAGACUCCUUGUGGUGAAGGUUCCAAAACAUGGGAUCGCUUCCAGAUGCGCAUUCACAAGAGGGUCAUUGAUCUUUAUUCUCCAUCAGAAAUUGUGAAGCAAAUCACAAGCAUUUCUAUUGAACCUGGUGUAGAAGUUGAGGUCACAAUCGCCAAUGAAUAAAAAGUUUUAAUAAAAUUGAGAACUUAACAAAAAUUGAA